Aspergillus nidulans FGSC A4 is the source of this 1271-nucleotide messenger RNA. Its product is annotated as ribokinase. Gene Ontology annotation, cellular component: nucleus; cytoplasm. Bases 68 to 1207 code for a protein of 379 amino acids. The transcript has a single exon. Gene Ontology annotation, molecular function: ribokinase activity; kinase activity; ATP binding. NCBI's taxonomy places the organism in Eukaryota, Fungi, Ascomycota, Eurotiomycetes, Eurotiales, Aspergillaceae. Gene Ontology annotation, biological process: D-ribose catabolic process; carbohydrate phosphorylation; D-ribose metabolic process. The record is from RefSeq and is a predicted model, not a curated record.
CCUUUACCUUUAGAUACUUGUCAUUUCUACAAUCGAUUUCGAAUAUAUCUUAAUCGAUAAAGUCAAAAUGCCUCCUACGAUCCGCGUCAUCGGCUCUCUAAACGCCGACAUGGUCUCCGUAACGCCACGCUUCCCAGACGCGGGCGAAACAAUCACCUCUUCUUCAUAUUUCACAAGUGCAGGCGGGAAAGGCGCAAACCAAGCCGUUGCGUGUGGGCGACUCUCGCGUUCGCAGCCGCAAUCCUCCUCUUUCUCGACAAGCAUAAACACUGGCGACGUGAACGUCGAAAUGGUUGGCGCAGUGGGAGGACUAGACGGCCACUUUUCCGCACUUCUCAAGCCCACCCUGGAGAAAUCCGGUGUCGAUACGUCACGCGUGAAGGUUGUGGAAGACGCAUAUACAGGUGUGGCCGUUAUAAUUGUGGACUCAUCCGCCGGCGGCGAGAACAGGAUCUUGUUUUCGCCGGGCGCAAAUUACUCGGGGAUGCAGGCCGACCCGUCAGUUGUUGGCAUGGCGCUUGCGGAGCCAGCUCCGGAUGUCAUUGUCAUGCAGGGCGAGAUUCCCACCGAGACGACGGUCGCGAUUCUCCGCGAGAUCGCGCGGUGGAAGGAACAGCAGCGCGCGGAUGGGAAGAGGGGGAUUGAUGCUGGCCCGGACGUGAUGUUUAACCCUGCGCCUGCGCCGCCUGGAGGCUUACCGGAGGAUGUGUACAAGGGCGUUGACCACCUUAUCAUGAACGAGACGGAGGCUGAGCUCAUGACACCGGACGAGGACGUGCUGCUGCGCGUUCCGGGCAUUGAAAGCGCGCAGGACGGGAAGGAGAAGGUUGCGCGGUACUUCCAUAGCCUCGGCGUAAGAUAUGUGAUUGUUACGCUGGGGGCGAAGGGGGUGUGGUAUAGUGCUGCGGAUCCGGAUACUCUAGGGGACCGGGUCGUGAAUGAGGUCCCUGCUGCGAAAGUGAGCAGGGUGCUUGAUACGACGGCGGCGGGCGAUACUUUCGUGGGAGCCUAUGCAGUUCAGGCUGCAAGAUGGCGUGAGGGAAGGCGCCGGGAAGGAAAGGCUGGGAAGGACCUUGACGCUGAGGAGAAGAAGCAUAGGUACAAAAAUGUCAUGGAUGAGGCGAUGGGUGUGGCCACGAGGGCUUCGGCAAGAGGCGUAGAAAGGCAGGGUGCGAUGGAUAGUAUUCCGUGGGAAAAUGAGAUCUAGCAACUCUACGUCAAGGAGCAGUGUAAUUUACGGCCAUGGACCCAAUAUAGAGAAUAGAAAUAGA